Molecule: messenger RNA, 834 nt
Organism: Aureobasidium namibiae CBS 147.97
Lineage: Eukaryota; Fungi; Ascomycota; Dothideomycetes; Dothideales; Saccotheciaceae
Exons: 1
Coding region: 1-834 (277 amino acids)
Source: RefSeq, a predicted model, not a curated record
AUGCUCCCGGACCUAGCCACCCGCCGCAAAAUCUGCGAAGACACGAUAAAGCGAACUGAAUCCAUUACCGCAAACACACCUGGCGCCUCACUGUCCAGCUCCUCCAUCGAUCUCACCACAUACCCUGAGCUUUCACCUAUGGAUCCUUCAUUCCCAGAUCUCUCACUAAACAACGUGGAAGUCAUUGAUUCCGACGCCUUCGCCUGUGCAAGAGCCAUGAUUGCUGCGUCACCGGAUUUGAGAGGAAAGAUUGCAGUACUGAAUUUAGCUUCUGAUGAAGAGCCGGGUGGUGGAUGGAGGUAUACGCUCAGCGCCACCCAAGAAGAAGCUUUGUGUUAUUCAUCUACAUUAUUCGCGACUUUGAAAGGGGAAUACUAUCCUUGGCCCAAUACUGGCGAGGGCUGCGUCCAAGGCGUGUUCUCGGGGGAGGUGGUGGUGUGGAAGGAUACUUUGGAUAAUGGGUGUGUGGAUCUGAAAGAGGGGGUCAGGGAAGUUGUUUCUGUGGUUACGGUUGCGGCGCCUAGGAACCCAGGACUUACGGAUGAUAAGAAGGGGUUUAGGGAGGAGGGAGUGCUGGGGGAGUUUAGGAACAAGGUUAAGUUGGUGUUGAGGUGUGCGGCUAGGGAAGGCAAGACAGGGUUGGUGUUGGGGGCACUGGGGUGUGGUGCUUAUAGGUGUCCGCCAGAGCUGGUUGCGAGAGAGAUGAAGGGAGUGUUGGAGGAAGAAGAGUUUAGGGGUUGGUUUGACAGGGUGGUGUUUGCAGUGUAUGGGAAGGAACCUGUGGGAGAGAGGAAUUUGGGGGUGUUUAGGGAGGUGUUCGAUGGACAGGGGUGA